This is a messenger RNA of Heterostelium album PN500, 1479 nucleotides long. RefSeq names its product putative alpha-amylase (gene amyA). NCBI's taxonomy places the organism in Eukaryota, Evosea, Eumycetozoa, Acytosteliales, Acytosteliaceae. The record is from RefSeq and is a predicted model, not a curated record. Gene Ontology annotation, biological process: carbohydrate metabolic process. The transcript is spliced from 4 exons. Gene Ontology annotation, molecular function: alpha-amylase activity; calcium ion binding. The coding region runs from base 1 to 1479 and encodes 492 amino acids.
AUGAAAACUCUGAAUAGGGAUUGCAUUUGUGUUGUCACAUCAGUGAAUGGUGGAACACCUCAAGAAUGGAGUUCACGUGUCAUCUAUCAAUUGCUUACCGAUAGAUUCGCACUGACCAACAACGCUACUACACCAUGUCCUGACAUCACUACCUAUUGCGGUGGUACAUUCGUGGGUGUUGAACAACAUUUGGAUUAUAUUCAAGGAAUGGGUUUCGAUGCAAUCUGGAUAUCACCAAUCGUUACGAAUACUCCUGGUGGUUAUCAUGGAUAUUGGCAACAAGAUAUCUAUACGAUCAAUUCAAACUUUGGAACAGACAAUGAUCUUCUAAAUCUUAUUGGAGAGUGCCAUAAGAGAGGUAUUUGGGUGAUGCUCGAUGUCGUUGCGAAUCAUGUCGGUCCAGUCGACUUUGACUACUCAACCAUUGUUCCAUUCAAUCAAGAUUCUCACUAUCAUGGUUGUUCAUCAUGUCCAUCUCAAUGUACAAUCAAUGUAUGUAUAAUAACUAAUUUGAUAUUUCAACAUUAUAUAAUUGAUAUUGAUAUUGUUGUUGUUGUUUGUUACUCUCUAAAGAAUUUCAAUGAUCAAUCAGAGGUAGAGAUAUGUAGAUUAUCAGGAUUACCUGAUUUAGAUCAAAACAAUACAUUCGUUCGUGAGGCACUAGUCAAUUGGAUAAAGAAUGUAACAGAGUUCUACGGAUUCGAUGGAAUUAGAAUCGAUACCGUGCCAGAGGUCGAUCAAGAUUUCUGGAUAGAAUAUACUACUGCCGCUGGAGUGUACUCUGUUGGUGAAGUCUACAAUGGCGACGUCGAAUACGUGGCAUCCUAUCAGCCUGUUAUCGAUGGUCUGUUGAGUUAUCCAUUGUUCUUUGUGUUGCGUUCAGUGUUUGCUCAGCAACAAUCGAUGUAUCAGAUACAAUCGAUGUUACAACAGUACAAUGCCACUGGAUUGCAUCAACAGUAUCUCGGUACAUUCAUCGACAAUCAAGAUCAAAUCAGAUUCCUAAAUGAACAGUCCGAUAUCGAGCUGUACAAGAAUGCAUUGACUUAUAUCCUGACAUCCGAGGGUAUUCCUAUUGUCUACUACGGAAGUGAACAAGCAUUCAAUGGUGGAGCCGACCCAGACAAUCGUGAAACUCUCUGGACCACUGGAUUCAACACUGAUUCCACACUCUACCAAUUCAUACGUACGGUUGUCCUGUUUGUCAAGCAACAAUCACUCUAUCAGUAUCCUCAGAUACAAAGAUAUGCCGACGACUCGUUCUACGCUUUCACACGUGGUGACACAUUUGUAGCUCUGACCAACGGUGGAUCAAACCAAGGUCAAAUAUCUCGUACUAUAACCUAUCAACCAUAUCAAGAUGGUACAACUCUAUGUAAUAUAUUCUGGCCGACUGAAGAUUGUAUUAAAGUAGUAGAUGGUCAAUUUACUAUUUAUCUUGACAAUGGUGAAUCAAAGAUCUACUAUCCAUUAGGUUAG